This is a messenger RNA of Fonsecaea pedrosoi CBS 271.37, 4272 nucleotides long. RefSeq lists its product as uncharacterized. NCBI's taxonomy places the organism in Eukaryota, Fungi, Ascomycota, Eurotiomycetes, Chaetothyriales, Herpotrichiellaceae. The transcript is spliced from 5 exons. The coding region runs from base 1 to 4272 and encodes 1423 amino acids. The record is from RefSeq and is a predicted model, not a curated record. Gene Ontology annotation, molecular function: ribonuclease III activity; RNA binding; ATP binding. Gene Ontology annotation, biological process: siRNA processing. Gene Ontology annotation, cellular component: RISC complex; nucleus; cytoplasm.
AUGGAUCUAGAUUCAGAUGAUACGUGGUCGGACACCUCUGAGGAGGACGAAUCCCAGCCUAACCCGCCAUUUGUGUCUCGCGCCUAUCAAAUUGAGAUGUUCAACCACAGUAUGAGAGGAAACAUUAUUGCUGUUAUGGGCACUGGGAGUGGGAAAACACAAAUUGCCAAGCUGAGAAUAGAAGCGGAGCUGGAACGUUCCCCAGGCAAGUUGAUAUGGUUUACCGCGCCGAGCGUGGUCCUAGCGUAUCAGCAGUACCGUUUCCUUUCCCAACAGCUGCCGGCCUUCCAGUUCAGACUCAUCACCGGCGCGGACACCCCCGAAAAGUGGACGUCCAAGCAGGUUUGGGACCAGGUCCUCCAUAACAUCCAGGUCGUUGUUUCUACCCCCGCCGUCCUCUUCAACGCCCUCAAUCAAGGAUUCGUGUCAUCACUGGCCGCCAUUUCAUUGCUUGUUUUCGACGAAGCCCACCACGGGAUCAAGAACUCCCAGCAGAACGAAAUCAUGAGAGUUCAUUACCACCCCCACAAUAAGCCCGGGUCAGGGGUCGAACUGCCUCAUAUACUUGGCCUGUCUGCAAGUCCAAUCACGGGGAGCAGAAUGCAAGAGAAAGAUGUGUUGGAGAGGAAUCUCAAUGCCGUUUGCAGGAGUCCGUUGCAGCAGCUGGAUGAAUACACAGCUUUCCUGACCAUGCCAGAACUGAUAAGAUUGACAUAUGGUACCGCUGAGCAACGUCCUUCUGAAUACUAUCUGGCGUUACGAAGCGUUGUCUCUGCCAUCCGUUUAGAUGAUGACCCGAUUGUCAAGACUCUCCGCAACAGAAGCGAUGAUCUCGAAGCGCAGACCCAGCUCGAGAAGAUCUUCAGAAGGAAUGGUACGCCGGCCAUUAAAGAACUACAGAAAUUUCAACGGUCGAGCACAGGCAUACAGGAGACUCUGGGAAACUGGGCUUGUGACAUGUUCAUCAAGAAUUGCACUGGGAAGGUGGAGAUGAAAGAGUUGCACACGAUUGACCGUCCGAUCUCCGAUUCAUCUCCUUCUCAGAACUACCGGUUCAUCAAAUCCUGCCUUCGGCCUCUUCAUGAGCAGAUACUGUCGGGGAGCUUGACCAUGUCUACGGAAGACAGCAUUUCACCAAAGGUCCGGGUUCUCCUCGACUUCCUCCAAAAGAAGCAUCGCGCAGAUCUUAGAUGUCUUGUAUUUGUGAAAGAAAGGCAUGCAGCUUGGUGUCUCACUGAGAUUCUCAACAAUCACCCGCUCACCAAAGGCUCCUAUGAAGCAUUUUCCUUUGUCGGACUGAGUGAUCCAUCGUAUAAGGGAGCAUUUGAUUUCACAAACCUAAACCGUCAACUUGACAACCUCGAGAGAUUCCGAAGAGGCCAGCUCAAUAUCUGUGUGGCAACUGCGGUGCUUGAAGAAGGUGUCGAUGUGCCCGCGAUGAACCUUGUGAUAUGUUUCGAUGAACGACCGACCUUUCGAAGUUUCGUCCAAAGCCGUGGCAGAGCCCGGCAGAGCAAUUCAAGAUUCGUCAUCCUCCAAGACAACGCUGUCAAGGUGCAAAAAUGGCAGGCCCUAGAGAAAGAAAUGGAGCAGGAAUGUCAGAAUACUCUUCGGGAGUUUGAAGAGCGGCAGCGUAUCGAGAGCAUGGAUGAAUCCGAGUCGGAAAUUUUCAGGGUUGCGUCUACAGGUGCCACAUUGACAUAUAGCGGAGCGAGACAACUCCUGAGUCGAUUUUGCGCCAAGCUACCCCGGACCGACGAGUGCGAGCAAUCAAGUCCGAUAUUCUACCUUGAGGGCGAACCUGGCGUCGAGUUAGUGGCGAAAGUAGUCUUGCCGGAUACUCUUCCUCCGAGCUUGCGCCAGGCAGAGUCAAAGUUUACCUGGCGAACAGAAAGAAGGGCCAAGCAAGACGCGGCCUUCCAGGCUUAUCUGGCGCUCUACCACGCCGGAGUUGUGACAGAGUAUCUGUUGCCUCCAGAAUGGCCCAAGAAAGAAGACCCCGACGGUUCAAUCGAAAAACGAGACCGCGAGUACGACGUACAGAACCAACACGACCCCUGGCCAACACUUAUGAAACAAUGGGCGACCACAGGCCGAGUUUACACCCACCGUUUACAGGUUGAGGCUGUGGAUUGUGACUAUCCUGCCAUGCUUCUACUCCUCCCCCAACAACUCCCCAGUCUCUCUUUUCCCCUUUUUACGGCGCCAUCCAGCAGGAUACAAGUGAGUGUGAGUGCCGGACAGGAGGCACACGAUUUCCCCACAGACCUGGGCCGGGACAUAAGUUAUCUUUUCCUGGACACCAUCCUUGGAAGAAGACUAUGUGGUCUCGACAAGCAACAACUGCCGUUCCUUCUCGUUCCCGACCUGGACUUACCAUCGAUUCGAGAGUGGUAUCGGACGGCGUCUCGCACCAUAGCACUGACAGACUUUCUCGAGACGCGUUCUGACUUCCAUAAACAAUAUCUUGUGCAGCGUAAGCGUGAUGUUCCUUGCAUUUGGCAGCCCGUCACACGACGGGACCGCGGCGGCCGAUAUGAACCGCAGCUCGAGACAGUGGACGGCAUUACCACAAUCGUCGGAACCAAGCUUCCCCGGAAGCUGGACUAUCUGAUACCCACACGAGAUGAUUCAGUAACAUGCUCUGCUACGCGCAAACUCUUACCAGUAGAUGAAUGUUCUAUUUUGGGAUUAUCCGUGGAAUACGGUCGGCUCAUACUGUUCAUACCAUCGAUCACGCACAUGCUCGAGGUUGCUCUGCGGACGGUGGAAGCCUGUAAAGGACCGUUAGUUAGCCUUGGCUUUGACAGCAUUGAUCUCGUGUCUGAAGCAAUCACGACCCCAGCCGCGGGGAGUCGAAACUAUCAGCGCCUCGAGUUCCUCGGUGACGCCUUACUCAAGUUCUACUCCUCACUCCAAGUUUUUGUCGAUAAUCCAAACCACCCAGAGAGCUACCUUACUCUAGACCGGACCAAGAUCAUCAAUAAUGCACGGCUGCAAAGAACAACCCGCGCCCUGGGACUGGAUCAAUACAUCACUCGGAAGCCAUUCGCCGGCAAGCAGUGGUCCAUUGGCGUCAGCGAUCCGCAAGUACAGGCCCAAAAGCUGCCCGAGAGUCGGGUGUCGUCCAAAACAUUGGCAGACGUGGUCGAAGCGGUAAUCGGAGCUGCGAGUCUUUCCGGCGUUGGGCCAGGAGACAAGGAUGCAAAGGUCCUUUCGGCACUCAGGCUGUUCGUUGAAGAGAUCUCAUGGAAGCCCUUGUUGGGGAACAUUGCCCAAUUCGAGCUUCCCAAAACAUCUUUGAGCCAUAAAGCCGGGGCGUUGCAGUCGGUCGAGUCCUUGAUCGGCUACUCGUUCGGGUGUCAUGCUCUCCUGGCACAGGCCCUGACUCAGUCUAGUCUUGGAGGCGAUGCUCUCUCGUCGUACGACCGACUUGAGUUCCUAGGUGACGCUAUCCUCGACCAGAUUGUGAACGCGAAGCUUUUUCACAGUUCUCUCCAACUUGACCCUAGGGAGAUGACUCUGCGACACCACGCCCUCGUCAACCAUGCAACGUUGGCGUUCUUCGCUCUCCAAACUUCAACUGCCCGCCGCACAUUUGAUGUGCAGAUGGAUGUUGGCACAGAACAGUCUGUGAGUGUGGAGAAGACUGAGACGGUGUACCUGCCCGACCACAUUCGACGGACUGGCACUCCUGCAGCGCCAUUGCAGCGACGAGCCACGUUGGCUGCCUACGAGGACGUUCGCUCUUCGAUUCUUGAGAGCUUUGCCAAGGGCAAGACGUUCCCCUGGAGCGAGCUCCUCCACGUCGGGGCCCCGAAACGCUACUCGGACAUUGUCGAGUCAAUCCUCGCCGCCGUGUUCCUCGAUUCUCAGGGCGACCUGACGGCCUGUGAAGCGGUGCUCGAGAAGAUGGGGUACAUGGCGCUGGUGCGCCGCCUCGCCACGGAUAAGGACAUCGAUGUGUAUCAUCCCGAGGAGCUCUUCUCCCAACUUGCAGGCAAGUAUGAUCUUGUGGCGCAGCAGAGGACGAUCAAGAUCCAGACCAACGAAGACUCGGGGAGGAGAAGUUGGCGGUGUAAAGUCAUGUGUGAGGGGGAGAGAAUCGCCUUCUUCAAAGGCGCGACCUCUAAAGAGGAAGCGCAGUGUCGGGCGGUGGAGAAGGCGUUGGAAGUGGCACGCCGCAAGGGGUGGAAGGAGCCUGUCAAGCCGCAGUCCGACCGGGACGGCGAGAACCACGCAGCUGGACACCACGACGCCGAGGACGAUUGA